AUGUCGACCGAUACGAUGUAUCUCAACAGCUCAAGGAGAUUGCCUGCAGCCGGCAGAAACAAAACAAGUCAGCUCCAGAAACCGGAGAAAAAAACGACGAAAAACCACCGCAAAAACAAGACUCGCCAGGAGGGCAACGUGGUAGAAGACAGCGUGCCCCUUUCUCAACCACAAGCACUGCCAAAUGGGGAGAAGCCUAAUUUUGGCGGUUCCACCAAGAAAGAACGCAAGUCAAACAAUAAACGUCCAGACAACUCAGGGGCCAGCAGUUCACACGACAAAGCGGCAAAAAGUACAAGCUCAACAACGGCACACGCUCUGGAGCUUACAUCUACUCAAGCUGGACGGAAAACUGCCGAACUUCUAGCACAGAAUCUUAAAGAUGUCGUACUCGUCGAAAAUGAUAAAGGUGGGUUAACGAGUAUUCCACGUGUGGACCAGCGUACGAAUCGUCAAAUGACACCUCAAGCGCUACCUAGCGCAUCACCAACGCAAUCUCCUUUACCGUUACCAAUAAAGGAGCAUAGUACGCCAAUUCAUUGUCCUUUGCCACUCCUACAGCCAGGACCUCACCUCAAUCAAAACCAACAUCAACCACAGUUUCAGCAGAUUCUUCCAAAUCAGCAUUUCCCCCCACAUUACCAGAACCAGUCUUUACAGCAGUCAACAAUGAACCAUCAGAUGUAUGCGUAUCAGAAUCAACAGAUGUAUUCGCAUCAGAACCGCCUCCCUCCAAUAGCUCCUCUGGGCAUGCAACAUCUAGGCUCUAACUACUCUAUCUCUUCAGGUGCGCCGCCAUACUUCAAUUCCAUGCAUCAUGCACCUUUCAUGAACGCAAAUGCACCACAAACGGCUGGUUUUUACGGAAUUCCACCGCCGGCGCCCCCUCCCAUGGGCGCAUUACCUGGACAAUACCCUCAAAUGCAUUCAAUGUUCAACUCAGCUUCCCAACCACUGAGAAGUGUAGCGGCUCAUCCAUCUUCCGAUUCAACGGGUAGUGAAAUAUCUGGGCCUGUCACUCUUUCUUCCAAAGAGCCCAGGGUAUCGAGUUCUAGCUCAGUGUCGAGUGGAACUGCUGACAUUGGUAUGGGGUCUACUUCUGAAAAGAAGCACUCCAAGAAAUCUCAAGCGGGCGCAAAACUUGUGCGGGGCGGUUACGCUGGUGCUUCGUUUGCUACAAAUGUGCCAGCUGUAACAAACCUCCCCAAACCAAGCUUUACAUGA
Molecule: messenger RNA, 1224 nt
Organism: Lachancea lanzarotensis
Lineage: Eukaryota; Fungi; Ascomycota; Saccharomycetes; Saccharomycetales; Saccharomycetaceae
Gene: EDC1
Product: LALA0S06e07580g1_1
Exons: 1
Coding region: 1-1224 (407 amino acids)
Source: RefSeq, a predicted model, not a curated record